CGAUUACGUCACCGAGGCGGAACGAGAACAACAAAUCCCAACAAAAAGAUUAACUGAUUAAAUUAAUCCUUCUAUAUGUGACAGGCAUUGUCAUCCACAGGCGAUUGUCUACAUUGAAAGAACAAAAUGUCUACCAUCAAAGUGCAAAAUUUCAUCAAUGGGAAAUUCUGUGAUAGUGAGAAAUACCUGGAUAGUUUUGACCCAUCUACAGGCGAAGUUUGGGCCAAAAUUCCGGACAGCACGGUUGUCAACGUGGAAGCUGCCGUCAGUGCUGCUAAGAAUGCCUUUCCCGGAUGGUCAGCGACCCCAGUUCAGGAAAGGUCAAAGGUUAUGAUGAAGAUUGCUGAUUUGUUGGAAUCUAGACUUGAGGAGUUUGCCGUGUUGGAGUCGAGGGACCAAGGAAAGCCAGUUUGGCUAGCUCGUACUGUAGACAUACCAAGGGCUGUAUACAAUUUUAGAUUCUUUGCCACCUGUGCUCUGCAUGAUCUCAAUAGGUCAAAUCAGAUGCAGGCAGUGGAUGCAUUCAACUACACAAUUAAAAUGCCAGUAGGUGUAGCUGGCCUGAUAAGCCCUUGGAACCUGCCUAUGUACCUGCUUACGUUCAAAUUGGCACCAGCAAUCAUUGCAGGUAACACAGUGGUUGCAAAACCCAGCGAAAUGACGUCAGUGACUGCGUGGAAAUUAGCGGAAAUCUUUAACACUGCAGGGCUGCCGCCUGGGGUGAUCAACUUUGUGUUUGGGUAUGGACCAACAGCUGGGGAGGCAAUAGUGCGACACCCAGGCGUACCUAUUGUAUCAUUCACUGGUGGUACUGUUACAGCAGUGAAACUGAGAAUUGCAGCAGCACCAUUCAGCAAGAAACUCUCACUAGAGCUUGGAGGAAAGAAUCCAGGUGUGAUAUUUGAUAAUGCAGACAUGGAAAAAUGUAUUGUUACAACUAUCAGGUCAAGUUUUAUAAACCAAGGAGAGAUUUGUUUAUGUACAAGUAGACUGUAUGUACAGAGGGGAGUAUACAAAACUUUUGUAGACAAGUUUGUGCAGGAAGCCAAGAAACUAGUUGUUGGGGACCCAAAAGCUGAAGGGGUUUUCAUGGGAGCCCUCAUUAGUAAAGAGCACCUUGCCAAGGUAAAAGGUUAUGUUGACAUAGCAAGACAAGAAGGAGCCAGUAUUCUGUGUGGUGAGGAGGACCUUAAUCUCCCAGCUGAAAACAAAAAUGGAUAUUUCAUGCGUCCGACUGUGAUCACGGAUGUAAAGGACACAUCACGUCUGAUGACAGAGGAAAUAUUCGGCCCCGUUGUUUGUAUUGUGCCAUUUGAUACCACUGAUGAGGUGAUAGAGCGAGCCAAUGCUGUGAAGUAUGGACUUGCUGCAACAGUCUGGAGUACUGAUGUGACUACACUUCACAGAGUGUCUCAGAAACUACAUGCAGGAACAGUAUGGGCUAACUGCUGGCUGGUUCGUGACCUCAAUAUGCCAUUUGGCGGGAUGAAAGAGUCUGGAACUGGAAGAGAAAGUGCCAAAGAUUCCAUCGAAUUCUUUACCGAGGAAAAAACAAUCUGUGUAAAACUGUAAUCAAAAGAUACUGACUUGUCAGAAGUUUUAUAUGUAACAUUUUCAAGAAAUAGUUUUGCCACAUUUUUUUUCCAAAGAUUUUCAUACUGCUGUGAUAGUUCAUGUAUGACAUAUUAUGUAAUGGGUAGGUUUCACUUUCAAAACUCCCAAACUGUGAUAUUGAAUACAGGUUAUUUUGUUAAAUGUGUGUUUUGUAAGGCUGUAAAGCAAAAAAUUCCCCUCCCCCAAAAAAUGAUUUUAUAAAAAUGCAAUUUUUGCUGUAAUUUUUGCUAGAUUCUGAUUAUAAACUUUCAGAAUACCCUGAAAUCCCGAAAAUAAGCUGUGGCUUAUUCUAAAUUUUCGUAAGGAUUUGGUGGCUUAUUAUUGAGACUAGCUUAUUAUUGAGUCCGGCAAACUUUAGAGUACAUAUACCCGGUAAGGGUUUAAAAACCAGCAUAUUUAUGAGUACCAAAAUAUUGCAGAUACGGAUGUCAUAUUUUUUGCUUUUUAGUAAAAACAUUGACGUCGGUAAACACUUAUACUUCUGACAUACCUGUUUUUGUUACAAUUUCUUAAUGGAAAUAAUCUGAUGCUAACAGAUAAUUAUCCAUUAAAUAGUUUUGUCUGGCCUAAGAAACAAAUACUCCUACGAUUUAAUCGCCCAACGGAUAUGAAUAACUUACACAAUACGUGAUAAACACCACAUUUUGUUAUCAAUUCAACCAAGUAUACUGAGCGUUUUAUAGGCUUUCUUAUAAGUACAUGUACACUGUUGCAUGUUUUACAGAAUGCUAUUCCUGAUACAAAUAAGUGGACGGCUUAUUUUUGAGUGCGGCUAAUUUAUGAGCCCUUUUUGCCUGUAGUGAAAUGAUGGCUAAUUUUCGAGACCGGCUUUUUAUCAAAACCGGCUUAUUUGCAGGAUUUCAGGGUAUCUCAGUAAGCAUAAAGCUUAUAGUAAUUACUGUACACUGUUAAAGAGAUCUCUUUUCUUUUUUGAAAUUUUCAUUGGCCAGUAGAAAAAUACAGCUUUGCUUUGAAGCUACCACCACUACGGGAGACAUACAUGUAUAGAAUAUUGCAUAACUUAGGAAUGAGUAUUAGACAUUUGAAAAUGAUUUUAUUUGCAGCUAGAUAGAAAUUUAAUGUGCUUAGUAUUUCCUGAAGCCAGUUAGAAUGGAAUAUUUUUUGUGCCAACCAAAAUUUUUAAGAGUGGCACUUAGUUUUGCCCUUGUCCAUACACCGUCUUAAUUUGUGUUAUGCAUAUUUCAAGGAGUAUUUGACCGUGAGUCAUCAAACCUCACAGAAUGUUAGCCCUUAUCAUGCUGGAUGCGAUUGAUUCUGCCUUUGCGACCAGUGUAGAUCAUGAUCUGCACUGUUUGCCAUUCAGUCAUUAUAUUUUUGGUAAUCACCCCUUUUAACAGUUUAUGGUACUGUCCAAAUUGAAAGAUGGACAAGUUCAUUAUAGAAAUUUACCAGGAUAAGGGUUAGUCAGUCUGGGAAGUUGUGCACCUGAUGUUUUAAUUGGGAUUUCAGAAGUUCUGACCCUUGACUUAGUCAAAAAUAUCAAUAAUAAUUAAGGCCUAAAAGUUUGUGUCACAUGUAUCUCAAAAAUCAUUUAACCUAACAUCAUGAAACAUUAUAGGAAUAUUGUUCAGCAUGUGAAGUUAUGCACCUGGGGUUUUGAUUGCGAUUUCUCUCAGUCAGACCAGAGUAAUGGCCCUUGAUUAAGUCAGAGAUAUGCAUUAUGGGCAUACAAGUUUGUAUUGGAUGUGUCUCAAAAAUGUUUUGACUUUGAGUGAAAAACAUUCAAGGAUUAUUAAAUAGUAUGUUAGGAUGUGUGCCAGGUGUUCUGUUUGGGAUUUCACUCAGCCAGACCAAAUUUAUGGUUUUUUAAUUAGUGAAAAA
Mercenaria mercenaria is the source of this 3456-nucleotide messenger RNA. Its product is annotated as 2-aminomuconic semialdehyde dehydrogenase-like. Gene Ontology annotation, molecular function: oxidoreductase activity, acting on the aldehyde or oxo group of donors, NAD or NADP as acceptor. The record is from RefSeq and is a predicted model, not a curated record. The transcript has 10 exons. The coding region runs from base 127 to 1572 and encodes 481 amino acids. NCBI's taxonomy places the organism in Eukaryota, Metazoa, Mollusca, Bivalvia, Venerida, Veneridae.